This is a messenger RNA of Rhizoctonia solani, 993 nucleotides long. RefSeq names its product glycoside hydrolase family 88 protein. Gene Ontology annotation, molecular function: chondroitin hydrolase activity. Bases 1 to 993 code for a protein of 330 amino acids. NCBI's taxonomy places the organism in Eukaryota, Fungi, Basidiomycota, Agaricomycetes, Cantharellales, Ceratobasidiaceae. Gene Ontology annotation, biological process: polysaccharide catabolic process. The record is from RefSeq and is a predicted model, not a curated record. The transcript has 11 exons.
AUGAUGUGGUCUCUAUCACUCCUAUCAAGCGUUUUGUUUCUCCACCGAUCGCUUGCUCUAGCACCUACAUACUCUGACAGCAUUUUCUCGCCAUACAUAGUCGAGAAGUAUGAUCGUAUUGAAGCAGACCGGUGGACCAGCGGCUUCUUGCCAGGAUCUUUCUACCUUUUGGAGGAACGCAAAGGUUUGUGUCCCAACAACGAGGCUUUGAAUUCGGUUGAUUGGCUUACAUACGGAAGGCACUGGAGCAAUGGUUUGAUUCCGCUUCAAGGGGGGAAUGCACAAGAGCACGACCAGGGGUUCCUGGCCAUUCCGUACUUAGAGGAACUCAAAAUUAACCCGACCAAUCUACUGUUCAAGGCAGCAGAUCUAUCUGGAAAUCAAACACUGAUCGAUAUGGCUAUCAGUCAUGCUAACAAAACAAUUGCCAACCACGCGCAAUCAUCAGAUAUUACACUAACCAGGGCUACGCGGAAGACAGCACCUGGACACGAGGUCAAGCUUGGGGUAUAUAUGGAUUCGCCAAAAUGUUCAACCUCACCAAUCAACCACUAUCUGGAUGCCGCUCGAAGAAUGGCAAAAGUAUUUCUAAGUCGCCUACCUUCGGACGGAAUUCCUCCGUAUGACUUUGACGCACCCACUCCUAAUCGGCCAGCUGAUACCUCUGCUGCCACUAUCGCUGCUGAAGGGCUGUUUAUAUUGGCAGAAGCCGAAGCCUAUGUGAGUAGUAACGUAGUUCAGUCCAUAACCCCCCCUCAUCCCAUCCAUAACCCAGAGCAAAACGUCACAGGCGAAGACUAUUAUAAGGAGCAGGGAGUCAAGCUUUUGGUGCACAACUUCAAGUUUGCACUCCAGCCAACUUGGGAUAGCAUUUUGAGCAACGGCACUUCGAACGCUCGUCGGAACAACACAAACACAGGCUUAGUCUAUGGAGACUAUUAUGCUAUACAGGCCGGGAACACUAUGCUAAAGCUUGGUCUAGCCUCGUGCUAG